GUUUUUAUGAAGAUUGGCUUGAUUUUGCUUCAGUAACCCUGAGCAUCUGUGAACGUCUCCCUGUUUGGAGUCACCAUGACUGAACAAGACCCAGAACUGACAGCUGUAGUGCAGGACGUGUGGGACAACGACGUCAACCGCCUGAGACCCGGGACAGACUACCGCAUAUCUCUGCAAAGUAAAGCAACGACUCUCUCAAACCUCAGUGAUGAGGACGAUGCGGCUGGAUCUCCUCUGUUCACCUUCGUGGAUGAGAACAUUUUUAAAAAGGAAACGUUUUCAGCCUUCAUUUCACUUCUGGACAAUUAUGAGAGUGAUACUGGUGUACCAGAGGUCGUGACCCCGGAGGAGGAGGCAGAGAAUCACAGGUUUUUGGACUCCAUAAUAAAGACUCCUGUAAUGAAGAUUGUCCAUAAAUAUCUUGUAGAGAAGAAUCUCUCCCCGCUCGACACAUCAGCGUUUGUCGAGCAGCUGUACUGCAUCUGGUUCAAACUGUACGCCAGGAGAGGGUCCAGCAGACCAGACUCUUCAGGGUUCGAGCAUGUCUUUGUAGGUGAAACUAGAGGAGGACAUACUGUUAUUGGUUUCCAUAACUGGAUUCAGUUGUAUUUACAAGAGAAACUCGGCCACAUCGACUACAGAGGCUACAGCGUGAAAGGGAACGCCACAAAACCUGACGAGAACAAACACAUCUUAGCUCUUCAGUUCAGCUGGAAGAACGGGAUCAAGCCCAAAGGCAGCAUCUUCCUUGGUGUGAGCCCGGAGUUCGAGUUCGCCCUGUACACCCUGUGUUUCAUCACGUCUCCUAACGAGCGUGUCAGACUGUCUUUCAGUCUUUAUGACGUGGAGGUCGUGUGCCAUCACUACAACCAGAAGCACAUCGCAACUACCUACCCCGUCCUCGUCAGAUACCAGGAUGUGCAGUGA
Molecule: messenger RNA, 927 nt
Organism: Clarias gariepinus (North African catfish)
Lineage: Eukaryota; Metazoa; Chordata; Actinopteri; Siluriformes; Clariidae
Gene: endou2
Product: endonuclease, polyU-specific 2
Exons: 6
Coding region: 76-927 (283 amino acids)
Molecular function (GO): RNA endonuclease activity
Source: RefSeq, a predicted model, not a curated record